AUGACAUCUCCACGCUCUUCCGGAGCUGCCUAUGACUAUCAAACAGGAUCCUUAUCGUUUCACAGAGACUCGCUGCCCAACGUCGCUCAGUCAGUCAUAGCCGAUCAUCAACCACUCUCAACAAUCGAGGUCGCGUCCAAUUUAACCCCUACCUCCUUUACGUCGUUACGGAGGACCACUAGAUCCUCUGUGAGUACAAGCUCUGCGGGGGAUCCAUCGAUCCCCUCUAUUGCUGGGAAGAAGACCAAGUUUGAUGCAUCGAAAUAUCAAUAUCAUCCUUCGACACCGCCGCGUAAGAAGCUCAAGGUGGAAACAACAACCCCGAUUUCAGUCAAGGCAGAAAACGUCACCGAAGAAAGCCCAAGAACACCAAAAUCGGCCAGCAAAAAGUCUUUACCGCAGCUCGCUUUGGCGAAACCUCACCCAGCUCCGUUGCAAUGGGAAGAGCAGUAUAAGCUGAUUGAGAGAAUGAGGAAAGGGAUCAUAGCUCCUGUUGAUGAUAUGGGUUGUGAGAGACCGAGAACAGUGAUCAAUGAUGACCCCAAGACUCUUAGAUUUCAUAUUUUGAUAUCCCUUAUGCUGUCUUCGCAGACCAAAGACCCCGUGACAUCAGCAGCUGUCACAAACCUUCACGAUACGUUGACAGGUGGCCUGACAGCCCGAUCUUUGGCCAAUGCUACUACAGAGACGGUGCAGACGUGCAUCAACAAAGUUGGGUUUUGGCGUAGGAAAGCUGAUUAUAUACAAGAUGCAGCCAAGUAUCUGUUGGAGAAAGAAAAUGGAGAUGUACCCAAUACCUUGGAAGGGCUAUGUGCUCUGAAAGGCGUAGGCCCGAAGAUGGCAUUCUUGGCGCUACAAUGCGCUUGGGAUAUUAACGCUGGGAUAGGGGUUGAUGUGCAUGUACACCGGAUCACUAAUCGGCUGAAAUGGCAUAAACCACCAACUACCACACCUGAGGCAACUCGAUUGAAUCUACAAUCCUGGCUACCUUCGAAACUGCAUAAACCUAUUAAUCCAAUGUUGGUUGGAUUCGGUCAAGUGAUUUGUCUUCCUGUCGGACCUAGAUGUGACAUUUGCUUGCUUGGACAAAAUAAGUUAUGUCCAAGUAGGAUAACGAACGUGAAGUCGCAAGGCAGAAAAGAGGUCUUAUAUACUUUCAACAAGGAAGAGGACGAUGAAAUGCUACCAAAAUUGGAGAUUGGUUAUGAAGGAGUGUUCCCUACAACUGGCUUGGUAAGAAUGAAACGUGAGCCAUCUCCAGAGCCAAGAGGGGUCAAGAUGGAAAGAGAUGUAGGAUUAGAGGAACUUGUUGAAGAGCCGGGUAUGGAGAAGGUGUACGAAGUACUGGAAGUGCUGGAUAAAGUUGAUGGUGCCAAGGGUGUCGAUGGCGAAUCGUUAAGUCGUUGA
Molecule: messenger RNA, 1407 nt
Organism: Kwoniella shivajii
Lineage: Eukaryota; Fungi; Basidiomycota; Tremellomycetes; Tremellales; Cryptococcaceae
Exons: 3
Coding region: 1-1407 (468 amino acids)
Biological process (GO): nucleotide-excision repair; base-excision repair; base-excision repair, AP site formation
Cellular component (GO): nucleus
Molecular function (GO): oxidized pyrimidine nucleobase lesion DNA N-glycosylase activity; DNA-(apurinic or apyrimidinic site) endonuclease activity; DNA binding
Source: RefSeq, a predicted model, not a curated record